AUGCCGAUGAGCGUCAGAUCGUUCGAGGAGAUGACUUCAAUAACCGAUAUGAAGGAUGGCACCUACUCGGUGAAGAUGCGACUGAAAUGCAAUGUAUGCGCCGGUCAUCCGAAUAAGACGCAGAACUGGCAACGUUCCUACUUCUUCCUCAAGUCCGACAGUUCGGCCUUCGAGAAACCUCCCCGAAAUGAUUAUCGAGUUCUUUGGAACCGUUCUUGCGUCGGCCAUCCUACUUCUCCCGUUUAUCCCGAAGAUUUCUUGAGGAGCGUUCGUGCCGUCGCUCUGCUUCGAGUCUAUCGCUGGUCCGAGAUCACCGUCAAGAAGAUCCACGAGCUCAAAGAUCGAAUCGCUCGAAGAGAGUGGAGAUCCGACCUUCCGACCGUUCUUCCUAUUCGCGCUAAGCGACUAGACAUCUUCCCGAGAGACAUUCAGAAACAAAUUUCCGAGGCGAAGAAGAUGGGCACUCUUCCUGAUCUGAGCGCAAUGAUAGCGGCCCAGCUGGGGCUGGUCAGCGGGGAAGGUCCUUCGACGGCGGUUCCUCGUGCUGGCGAGGUUCCCCCUUACGAAGCCAGAGGCGCGGGGAAGGGCAGAAAAAGAAAGAGAGGUGACGGCUCGGGAGCUGAGAGGAGUACCGAGGAGGCGAGUGAUGUCCCUCCUUCUGGUGAACCUCAGAAGAAGAAAAAGAAGAAGAGGACAAAGAAGAAGUCCGUUAGCGAGGAGUCGGGGAAUCUCGAGGGACCGACCGAAACUGAGGGGGGAGACGUCGAGGAAGAAGGACUUCAUCCCGAGGAGGAGGCUCUCGCAGCUGGGGCCCUUGGAGAAGAAGACGACGAGGAGGAGGCCGUCGACGGGCAGGAGCCCGAGGCUUCUCUCGGAGAUGCGGGCUCAGAUAACCUUGAAGAGGAAUCUGAGGGGUCGCCGCUUCUGAUAAGAAGGCGUGACGACGAGGCAGAUGGCGAGGAGCAAUUUCCUGCUCCGAUAUCCCCUUAUGUAGAGGUUCCGGCCCGUCCCAGUAUCGGGGCCGUCCAGACUGGUACCUCUUCUCGUGGUGAUGCCAUCUUGAGGAGGGUGCCCGGAGUUAGCUUUCCUGACAAAGUCGACUUCCACUACGAGGGGCCGGCUCCAUUGGCGUACGUUCCAGAGAAGUGCGGGGAGCUCCUUCGUCAGUUUAGGGGAAGGGCGAAACCUUUGCCCGCCGUGAAGGACCUUAUCUUCGGGGGAGAGUACGAGGAAGCCGCGAGGGCCAAAUUGCUGGGGGACAGCGCGAUGAAUGUCUUGAUUGACAAGUACAACACUGCGCUGAAGGGAGCUUUGGGUGAACUAGAGCUGGCUAAGAAGGAGUUUGCUGAGAAGGAGGAGGUCCUUGCUCGCCAGCUAAGCGAGAAAAGGAGCAAUCUCGAGAAGCUCAAUGGUAUGAUGAGUCGCACCAUAACUCGGAGAGACGAGCUGAAGGCUGAAUUGGAGGCGUCCCGAGGUGUCGUCCGUGAGCUUGAACAGAAGAAUGCUGAUCUCGAGAGCGAGAAGGUCUCACUUACUGCGGCUCAUGAAAGGGAGAUGAAACGCCUUAGAGACUCCAGGAUCCUAGAAGUCACUAAGGAAAGGGUAAGAGUCGAGACCGAGAUGGCCGCGAAGGCUAACCGUCGUUUCGCGAGGAUUCGUUCCGAGAAGAGCGACGAGGCCUCUAUGAUGAAGCUCGCCUUGAGGAGGGCUGGGAGCGACAUCUCGCAAGCUACCAUUGAGAUUUUCGCGGAGCAAGAGAGGAAAUACGAGCAAGAGGCCGAGAAGCUCAAAGUGGGCGAGAUUCCCGCGGGAGAUCUCGCACUCUCUCCUCUCGUGCUGGACUCUCAGUUCGUGGAUGCUCGAAUCUUGGCGAGUCUCGACCCGUAUGGGUCCAACGCUGGCUUGAUCGAUCCCGAGACCGCGCUGACUCUUCACACUCCGCUCACUCAUUCGACGGAAGGAGAGACGCCUAACCGAGGGAACCUUGCUGCUGAAGAUAACGCCCCCCUGCUCGUACUUUCGGACACUUCGGCUGAAGGGUCCCGUCGAGGCAAUGAAGAAGAGAAUGUGGGGGUGUUUGAAGAGAUCCCGAGAUCAGAUGAAAUGCACGUCUCUCCGGCUGCUCGUGAGUCGAGUGUUAGGGCUUCGGAGCUUUCUGCCCUCAACGAUCGUGAGAGCGACCGAGAGGAUUAG
Brassica rapa (field mustard) is the source of this 2193-nucleotide messenger RNA. Its product is annotated as meiosis-specific protein ASY2-like. Lineage: Eukaryota; Viridiplantae; Streptophyta; Magnoliopsida; Brassicales; Brassicaceae. The record is from RefSeq and is a predicted model, not a curated record.